AUGAGUGACAUCUCACCCCAUCCCAAGUCGAGUUCGCUAGCCGCGGUUGAAGUUUCACCAGAGUUGUCAAGGAGAGAGCCAAAAUCUCCUCAGCGUCAGCCCAAGACCAACACCCAGGUCAGUCAUGUCAGUGAUUGGCAACAGCGAUUGGUGGAUACCAUGGCUUUACCGAAAACCUCUAUGAUGACAUUUUCGGGAGAUCCCAGACAGUUUUGGAUGUUUAUGCGACGUUUCAAUAGCUGCAUUGGGGACACAACCGUUGAUGAUAGCGCAAAGUUGAAUUGUCUGUUUGAGUUUUGUAAGGGUAAAGCUGCAGCUGUGAUUCAACCGUGUGCCAUUAUGGAUCCACGUAAAGGCUAUAUCCGAGCCCUGGAGUUGUUGAAGGAGCGAUUUGGUAAUGAGUACCAGAUAUCUGAAGCUUGUGUAAAGCACGUGACGGAAGGUCCAGUGAUAAAGGGGACUGAUUCUACGGCUCUGCAAGAUUUGGCUGAUGAGGUGUCAAGCUGUAGUGAAACCUUACAAGCAAUGAACUGUAUCGGUGAAAUCGACACGAGAUCAAGGGUCGUACAGAUUGUUGAGAGGCUACCUCUGUUUUUAAAGUCCAGAUGGCGUAAGCUUGCAGUAGAUAAAGUGGUGAAGGAUAAAGUUUAUCCAGGGAUACAGGAACUUGUAAAUUUCCUUCAACGUGUCGCUCGAGAGGCAAACGAUCCCGUAUUUGGAGUCACCAAGCCGUCGGAGCAAGACUGUUCAAAGAAGGAUGGUCGCACCGCAGGUGGAAAGCCACAGGGUUAUGUGCAAUGGAAAGCCAGAUCCCACACUACAGGUGAAGCCAAGAACCUUGCGAAAGCCAACAUGAAAUGCUACAUCUGUGAAUCCACACACAGAUUGUUGGACUGUCCUGUUUGGAAGUCGGCGGCCGUGCCAAGGCGAUGGAGCCUAGCAAAGGAAAAGAGGUUAUGUUACAGAUGUUUGGCGGGAAAUCAUAUGGGUAAAAACUGCCCCCGCGGGAACACAUGCAAUGUCAAUGGCUGUGGUAAAAGUCACCGUUUCCAUCUUCAUGAAGACCGACCGUCGCCAAAGUCAAAAGCCGACCCUGCCAAUAAUGCCAACAGUUCCUUUGGUACCAGUUAUUUGCAGCCUAAUGUACCCAUACAGGUUGUGCUGCGGACGGUUCCAGUGUGGUUAGUUGGUCCAGGAGGAAAGAGAGUGCUGAUAAAUGCACUAUUGGAUGAAGGAUCUGACACGUCUUAUGUUCGAGCGGAUGUCGUAACAGCUCUGGGAAUAAGUGGAACUGAGGAGAAUUUGAAGAUUGCUUCAAUUGCUGACUGUGUGUCACUGGACAGCCAGAAAGUAAAAGUUCAGCUUGAGAGUAUAGAUGGCAGCACGGUUCGGAAGAUGAAGAUCUGGACGAUGAGUGACAUGUGCAGAAAGCUACCGAUACAGAAUUGGAACCACCACAAGACUAAGUUUGACCAUAUUGCUGAUUUGGAGUUUCCUACAGCAUCGGGUAGGAAGACUGUUGAUGUUUUGAUAGGAUCUGACUACCCAGAGUUAGGUAUCGCCCUUGAGGAGCGUAUUGGAAAACCCGGUGAGCCAGUCGCAAGGAGAACACCGCUUGGUUGGACGUGUGUUGGUCCUCUACCCUUGAUCAAUGUACAUCAGACCACCACCAACUUCACGAUGAGCUUUCAUGCCACACACGAGUCAACCGAUCAGCAGUUGCAAAAGUUGUGGGACUAG
Lineus longissimus is the source of this 1740-nucleotide messenger RNA. RefSeq lists its product as uncharacterized. The record is from RefSeq and is a predicted model, not a curated record. Bases 1 to 1740 code for a protein of 579 amino acids. Lineage: Eukaryota; Metazoa; Nemertea; Pilidiophora; Heteronemertea; Lineidae. The transcript has a single exon.